AUGAGUUCCAAAAGAUCGAAAAGAAGAAAAGAGGCCAAAAGCAAGGAGGUAAAGAAAGACUUGACUCCCCAGUUUGUGAACUGUGACCUUGCGGACAACAAGUAUUCUGGAAUAAUCCGGGAGGAUCAUUUGGGUUCUCAGUUCUUGGAGGGCCUCGCAUCCACAUACAUUUGGUCAACCGGCACCAAGUAUGAAGGGCCUUUCAUUGCAAGCCAGAUUGAGGGCCGCGGCAAGUUUACUUGGCCAGAUGGCUCCAAGUACGAGGACUGUGUCUAUCAGGGAUCGAAAUGUCGGCCACGAUCGACGGCCACUGUCGUCCACGUUACUGCUGUUGUGCCAUCAGCAGUGAUUGCAGGGAGAACUUAUGGCUGGACGAAGGAAUGGCCAGAACUUCAGACACGCUGUAUCACAUUGUUUUGCACUGUCAUGGAUGCUGGCUCAGGUGAUGGUGCCUACGAAGCUCUUGACGGUCCGCUGAGUUGUUUGUUCAGGGCUGUAUGGCCGUGGCAUGUCGACUUGGAAGGAAAGACUCGUUACGAUGGCCAGUGGUUAGAUGGAAAGCGGCAUGGGCAAGGCAAGCUCACCUACAGUUCCGACACCACGUCGUACUACGAUGGUGGAUGGCAGGCCGGCCAAAAGCAUGGCCAUGGCAAGCAGUUGUGGCCUAGCGGAAAUUGCUACGAGGGUGAAUGGAAGCUUGGGAAAAUGAGCGGACAGGGCACCAUGAUUUGGAGAAAUGGAACCAGUGCCGAAGUCUACACAGGUGAGUGGGUAGACAAUUGCCCGCAUGGGGAAGGAACUCACACCUGGCUUACCAUGGACCCCAGCACGGAUGCUGCGACCACAGAAAGCUGGCUGAAUCGUCCGGCAUCUCCACCUUCUGCACAGGUCACGGGCUCACCUGGUAUCAACUCGCAACAGGAGCUCCGCCGACAUGAAGCUCAAAUCCAUGCGACCCAGCAGCUCAACAAUCGUUACACGGGCCAGUGGGUGUGGGGACGACGUGAGGGCACUGGAACAUUCUACUAUGCCAACGGCGCAUACUACCAUGGCGAGUGGAAAAGCAACGUCAAAGAGGGCCAUGGCCGGCAUACCUUCGACGACGGCAAAGUUUAUGAUGGGAAGUUUGAAGUAGAUCGCAUGGUGGACUACAGCCGGCCUGAGCCUUCUUCGAAAGGUUUGGAUGACAAUCCCAUUUGUGGCUGCACAGACAUCUCCGACAUGGAGGUUAUCUUGAGGCCGUCAGACAAAGCCGGCUUCACGCAAACACCCGGAUCUGGCUACAGCGACCCGACCAAGAUUUUGCACGGGAAGGGCAUCUACAAUGUGCUGUUGAGGAACCUGGGAGACCUCAGGGAGGGGUAUUCGCGGUCCCGAUCCGUGCAACCUCAGCUCGGUGAGGAUCCGCAUGUGAUGACCCUCGUGCAGUUCUGGAGCCUGGCCCGGGAUUCUGGCGUUCUCACGCCGCAGAGCUCCAUCGCCCGCUUCGACCGUGCGAUAUUCUCUGGCCCUAGGCACCAAAGUGAAAUGGCACCAGAAGAUGAGCAGGAGCUCGAAGACUUGUUUCCUCCAUCGGACAAAAUGGCUACGAUCUCUUUGCCUAGGACAGGCUCGUCUUCCUCCUCGAAAACCGUGGAGGCAUGCCGGCAAGUAGUGGUUGCUGAAAGCAAGGAGCAAGAGUUCUGGGACGAGGCUACUGAGGCAUUGUACGACCUCUUCGAAGCCGGAGGAGCCUCAGGCAGCCAAGCCUUGGGAAAGAAGUUUCUCCGUUCCAGUGCUUCAGAUGGGAACCUCGUGCACAUACAUGCGCCGGCUCGGCCGCUGCUGUUUCGGCAGUUUCUGGAAAGCUUCGUCCGGAUGGCGCCCAUGCGCUUUCCCAAGGAGCAGGGUUUGGAGCAGCAGGUCAUGCGCCUCUUCAAGGAGCAGGUGGCCCCGUGUCUCAAGACGGUCUCGGGCAGCAAGUCCGAAGGCGGAGGCCUCAUCAGCAUGCUUGCCAACUUCCGUCGUCCGGCAAGCUCUGCCUUCGGGCUGUUCACACAGCCAGAGGUGCGGGAGGUCGUGCACGAGUUGGAGCCGGUGCUCUGGAAGAUUUUCGUAGAGCUCUCCGGGGAUGCAGGAGCCAAUGAGGCAGUCAAAAGCAUCCGCGGUGGUGGGAUCUUCUCUGGAUCUGGUGGUCUCGGAGCAAAUCCUUCAAACAGAAAGGUCUGCGCCUGA
This is a messenger RNA of Symbiodinium natans, 2214 nucleotides long. The record is from the annotation of a GenBank genome assembly. NCBI's taxonomy places the organism in Eukaryota, Dinophyceae, Suessiales, Symbiodiniaceae.